Messenger RNA from Epinephelus lanceolatus (giant grouper), 1192 nucleotides. RefSeq names its product glutathione S-transferase A1-like. Gene Ontology annotation, molecular function: glutathione transferase activity. The record is from RefSeq and is a predicted model, not a curated record. Gene Ontology annotation, biological process: glutathione metabolic process. NCBI's taxonomy places the organism in Eukaryota, Metazoa, Chordata, Actinopteri, Perciformes, Serranidae.
UAUCAUUUUUUUAAUCGACACUUAAAUUUUAUACGACAUAACUUCCUUUUAUUACGCACUUCAUCCUGACUUCUCCACUACAGCUGAGGCGGUGCACAGAGAGAUUUACCGAUACACCUACGAAGUACUACAAUCAUGUCGGGCAAAGUUGUGCUGCACUACAUCAAUGGGAGAGGGAAAAUGGAGUCAAUCCGUUGGCUUUUGGCGGCUGCAGAAGUCGAAUUUGAUGAGGUUUUUCUGACAACUCGUGACCAGUAUUUAAAACUGCUGAGUGAUGGAGCUCUCAUGUUUCAACAGGUUCCCAUGGUGGAUAUUGAUGGCAUGAAGCUUUUUCAGACAAAAGCAAUCUUGAAUUACAUCGCAGAGAAGUACAAUCUUCAUGGGAAAGAUAUCAAAGACCGUGUCAUGAUCAACAUGUACUCAGAGGGACUGAUGGAUCUCAUGGAAAUGAUCAUGAAGUUGCCCUUGAGUGCAGAUAUAGAGGCAAAAAUGGAGAACAUUCAGAGCAAAGCAAAGGAACGUUACCUUCCUGUGUUUGAAAAGGCGCUGACUGGGCCCAUUUACCUGGUGGGAGGUAAGCUAAGCUGUGCAGAUGUGCAGCUGCUUGAAUGCACCCUGAUGUUGGAGGAGAAAUUCCCUGGAAUCCUCGCUGGGUUUCCCAACGUCAAGUCUUUCCAGGGCAGGAUGACACAGAUUCCUGCCAUCAGCAGAUUCCUGCAGCCAGGCAGCAAGAGGAAGCCGCAGCCAGAUGAGAACUUCGCGAAGACUGUGGUGGAGGUGUUCAACAUCACAUUACCACUCCCGUGAACUCUGUACAUUCCUCACACCUGCAGUGUCAAUGGUUCACCAGUGCAUUGUUAGAGCACAGCACAUACGACAUGUGGAUCAGUUAUAUUUGCUGAUUAAUUUGAGAUUAAUACUGCACUAUGCAUCAUAAAUGUAAGCAUGAAAGAAAGCUCUGUAUGUUGACUUCUUGGAUGAUCUCCAGGUUGUUUUUUUUCUGUCAUAACAAAAAUCAUAUUAACUUUAAUCCUUUUUUUUUUUUUAAAGUUAAUGACAUGGCAUGUGAAUAGUGUAAUAGUGUAUGCAGGAAAUCCCCUGCCAACACAAACAAUAGCACCAUAUAUUUGUUAAUCUUAAGUGUAUGCCCACGCUAAUGUAAUAAGUUAAUAAAUAAAUUAAUAACAUUUGA